This is a messenger RNA of Episyrphus balteatus (marmalade hoverfly), 1393 nucleotides long. Its product is annotated as lipoprotein lipase-like. The coding region runs from base 341 to 1393 and encodes 350 amino acids. Lineage: Eukaryota; Metazoa; Arthropoda; Insecta; Diptera; Syrphidae. Gene Ontology annotation, molecular function: lipase activity. The transcript is spliced from 3 exons. The record is from RefSeq and is a predicted model, not a curated record. Gene Ontology annotation, biological process: lipid metabolic process.
UUAAAGAUUCUUCUAAUCGGACAUUUAUAUUGCCAUUCGAUUAGACUUUGCUUAUUCAUGAUCAUUUCGUGUAUAAUACAAAGAACAUUCAGAAUGUUUUAUUUGAUCAAAUUUUUUUAAAUUGGCUGGGUUGAUAAGAAAUCCAAUUUAUUGAAGAUUUAUCUGGUUUUUCGUUCAAAAUUAUAUCAAAUAAAUAAUCAAAAAAGCCACAAUUUUUAUUACCAUAUUAUUAAUUAAAUACCAAGAUAAUAAUGUACCAAAACAGAAAACCAUUUUUGUUUACCUAUAAAAGCUGAAGCUAAAAUAGAAAUUUGUAGCAAAAAUCAAUUAAUCAAUAACAAUGAAACAACACAUUUUUUUAGCUGUAGCAGCUGUUGUAGUCUUAGGACUUACAAAAGGAGUUCUAUCCUUUCCAGCAGAACAAAGAGAAACAGAUACAAUUUGGCCAAUUCCGCAAAAGAAUGGAAGUAUACUUUGGAUGACAGAGGAACAAGCACUUACAGAGGCCGAUGAUAGUCCUCUAGAAAAAAAACAGACUUUUGAUAAGAUCAAAUUUUUCCUAUACACUGAAGCAAAUCCAACAGAACCAAUUGAAAUCAUCAAGGACGAUCUUAAGUCGUUAGUACGUUCAAAAUUCGAUUUCAAAAAUCCUACCAGAUUUAUGAUUCAUGGCUGGAUGGGUGGAUACGAUUCAGGAUGGUCAAUUCGUGAAGCACUCUUAAUGAAUGGAACAAACAAACAAUAUAAUUUUAUUUCUGUCGAUUGGAGUGUAUACUCUACAUCUGCUUUAUACAUUCCAUCACAAAGAAAAUGUUCGAAAGCUGGUAAAAUUGUAGCAGAAUUCAUCGAUUGGAUGCAUGAUCAGGCAAAAUUAUCGUUCGAUACUUUAGCAGUUUAUGGAAGUAGUUUGGGUGCACAUGUUGCAGGAUUUGCUGGCAAGAAUGUUAAGCGUGGAAAAAUCCACACCAUUGUUGGAUUGGAUCCAGCUAUGCCACUUUUUCAAUAUAAAAACACUAAGAAACGUUUAGCCAGUACCGAUGCUGUGUAUGUGGAAACAAUUCAAACAAAUGGUGGAGUUUUAGGUUUCAAUGAGCCAAUUGGAAAAGCAGCAUUUUAUCCAAAUGGUGGACAUUAUCAACCGGGAUGUGAUGUGAAUGAUAUCUUUUGUUCUCACAUUAGAGCUAUUGAGUAUUUUGCUGAAGCACUGAGUCAGGGAGAACGAAAUUCAUUUGUUGCCUUGGAAUGUAGUGAUUUGGAAAGUAUGGAAAAAGCAGCUUGUGGUAAGAGAUUACCAUUAGUACGUUUGGGUGAUCCAAAUAAUGCUAAGAAAGCUAAAGGUAUUUACUAUUUAUUAACACAUAGUCAAGCGCCAUAUAGUAUAUUGAAAUUUUGA